Vitrella brassicaformis is the source of this 3524-nucleotide messenger RNA. NCBI's taxonomy places the organism in Eukaryota, Vitrellaceae. The record is from the annotation of a GenBank genome assembly.
GGAAGCACGACAAGUUGAGGCCUUUCAGCAGCUUCCUGAUGCUCUCAUUGUGAUGGCGAGGCGUUUCCGUGACUUUGGAAUCGCUCCUUGGCUCGUGAGUGCGUGUGAGAGCCUCAACCUCACCACUCCCACGCCCAUCCAGCAGAAAGCCAUCCCUCUGAUCCUCAAGGGCAACGACCUGAUCGGGACGGCACCCACCGGCAGCGGCAAGACUGCUGCGUACUGCUUGCCCAUCCUCCACCACCUCUCGGCUGACCCCUAUGGCGUCUAUUGCCUCGUCCUGGUGCCAGCAAGGGAGCUGGCCUUCCAAAUAGCGGACCAUUUCUCGGCCCUUGGGGCGCCCAUGCGUGCUGUGGUCAAGGUGGUGGUGGGCGGGAUGGACAUGCUCACACAGAGCACUGCGCUCGCUAACAGGCCACAUGUGGUACGGUGGCUGAGUGGAUGGGAGGGGAGGGUGAUAGUGGCGUGUAUGUGUGUGUGUGUGUCAGGUUGUUGCGACGCCUGGUCGUCUGGCUGACCACCUGAAGAACCCAGAAGGGUCAGCAAAGCAGGUCUUCAAGCAACUCAAAGUGAGCCGCACACACACACACACACGUGCCUUCACCAACACACUGUAUAUUUCUCUGUGUGUGGAUGCAGGUGUUGGUAUUGGAUGAGGCAGAUCGGCUGCUGGCCAAGUGCUUCGAGCCAGACCUCAGUGUGGUAACCACAUCACCACGAACACUGAUGCGUUUGUUGCGAGUGCCCUCACGCCUGCCAGUCUGUCUGGCGUCAUGGCAUGUAUGUCAGAUCUUGGAGGCCAUUUGUCCGCGCAGCCAGGGCCGGCAGACCCUCCUCUUCUCAGCCACGGUGACCGAGAGCAUCAAGCAGAUGCGCCACCUAUUCUCAGAGGACAAAAUGCCACUCGUCAACGCACACGGGGCAGAUGGGGCGGACGGUGAGGGUGAUGACGAUGCGGCCGGGGAGGUGCCGGUGAAGCAUCUGCAGCAGCGGUAUGUGUUUCUGCCGUCGACCUUCUCGGUGCGGCUGGCGUACCUGCGGCACAUAGUGGAUGAGCAGCUGGGGGCGAUGGAGAGGGAGGGCCACCCGCACGGACAGGGGAUCGUGUUUGUCGCCACUUGCGAGUGAGUCAGAGAGAUAGAUGCAGGGAAGAGGCAGGGAUAGAUGGAGCGAUGGAUGGCUCAUUUCUGCAUUCUCUCUCUCUCUCUCUCUCUCUCUGUGUGUGUGUGUGUGUGUGUCUGUCUGUGUGUGUGCUUGAUUGAUGCAUUCAUUCAAUGCUCUGCAGGACAUGUCAGCUCUUGACGACCACUCUUGAGCAUUUGGGUGUGUCGGUGACGGCGCUCCACUCACUCCAGAACCAAAGACGGCGAGUCGCCUCACUCGGUCAGCCAGCCACCCACCCCACCCAGCCCAGCCAUCAUGGCAUGUGUAUGUGUAUGUGUGUGUGUAUGUGCGCCUCAGGCAAGUUCCGCAGCGGCGUGUCACGGAUUCUGAUAUCGACCGACGUCGGCAGCCGCGGCCUGGACCUUCCCAAAGUUGGCUUCAUCGUCAACUUCGACCUCCCCCACCUGACCGACGCUGCCGCCACCUACCUGCACCGAGUGGGCCGCACAGCACGCGCAGGCCGCCAGGGGCUCGCCGUAUCCUUCGUCACGGAGCGGCCGAGAGACGUGGCUGCCGUCCACGCCAUCGAGGCCAAGAUUGGGAAGCAGCUGCAUGCGCAUGAGACUAACGAAGAUGAGGUGCUGAAGGGCCUUGGGAAGGUGUCCAAGGCGGUCAACAAGGCGCAGCUGCUGCUGAGUGAGGUGGGGUUCGAUCAGAAGGUGGAGGAGAGAAAGAAGAAGCGCAAGAGAGGAGAGGGGCAGGGGCAGACGGCCAACGGUGACGACGCCGACAAGGCGAGAAGGGUGGGUAGGCAGGGAGGGGAGACGGCCUCUUGAAGAUGCCGAUGGAUGCUUAGGCUCUCUGCAUAUUGUGUGUGUGAGUAAUGGACUUACUGUGGAUACUUCCAUGAAUGCUGUCCAGAGAGCCAAUGACUCCUUUCCAUUGCCGAUCGGCGGCCGCUCGUUUGGCGGUGGUGGACUGCCGAUCGGCGGCCCUCAUUGCCAACCGGCGACCCCGCCGAAUUUACGAUGCACUUUUUGUCCCUUUGGCGGUAGCAUUAUGCCCCGAUUCAAACAAUCGGAUGAGUAUUAGGGCAUCGAGCGUAGCAAAGGCAAGAAGGAUUUCCUGAUGAACAAGGACCUCCGCGUACCCAACCGCACACCACCACACCCACCCCCCUCACUCACACACGUCUGUGCGUUUGUGUGUGCGUGUAUGCCUUCCUUCCUUCCUUCUUUCUUUUCCCCCUCCCCCUGUGUGUGCGUGCAGUUCUCCGUCAAAUUCCGCAGCGACGACAUCGAUGGGGGCAGAUGGCAGCGCGGCCGGAAGCGAUGGCUGUUUUUCGAGCGGCACGGCAACGCCACUAGGGGGUAUGGGACGCUGCAGAGCGAGUCGGGCAUCGCCAAGAACAAAGUGAUCCGGUACGAAAGCCACACGGGUGCAUGCAUUCCAAUAGUACACCAACGCACCCUGCAUUUCACGCGUUUGCAGGUUCUCAUGGAAGUGGAAGGAGGUAUGCACGCCAUGGAUGGAAUGGUGGCAUGCCAUGUGCCGACCGACAGGUGCUGUUGGUGAUGGUUGCGUUGUUUGUGUGGGUCACUGCAGGAUUGGAAGAACUGCAUCGUGUUCAAAGGGCGCCACGUACGAAUGUCCAUUUAUCCAUGCAAGGAAGGACCCAGGCGUAUGUGUGCAGGUUGAGGGCAAGAUGUGGGUUGAGAGCAAUCAGACCGGCCGCAUCUUCCGCCGUAUGGGCGACUGGACCGUCACCAGAAAGGGGGAAGAGGAAGAGGUCACACACACCCACCCACUCUCUCUCUCACACGCACACGCACACUCACACACUCACAGAGACACGAACCCAUGACGCAUGCAUGUGUGGAUGUGUGCAGGUGGUGACGAAGGGCGAUGACCUGAUCGCGAAGGACAACGACCUCGGCUUCAUCGUACGAUAGAGAUAGAUGGCGGACAGACAGACCGAUGGAAAGAAAAGUCAGGCAGGUGAGCGAGUAGGUGGGUGCGGUGCAUCAUCCACAUAUCCGCUCAGGAAGCACCGCCUGCCUGCGUUCAUGUGUGUGUGUGUAGCUGGCUGUGUGUGUGUGGUGGCUGGCUGGCUGGCUGGCUGGCUGCAGCGGUCUCACAGAUCGCUUAGCUAGUGCUGGAGCUCAGCAACACACACAUGGAAUGGAACCGACAUAGAAACGGACGCACGGACGGACGGACAGAGGGAUGAGGUGAAGGUGAGGGUCAUGUCAUGUGCAGACAGAGCAUGUGCGUGUGGUGGGUGGUGCUGGGUGGGAUGGGCGAGUGGAUGGUGCCGACCGACCGAUGCCCCUGUACGUUUGUACUUCUACACCUGCUUGUGUGGGUGGGUGUAUGAGUGUAUGUGUGAAAGGCAGCUGAGCCGCAUUCAUUCAAUCAUC